UCAUCUCUUCAGCUGUCAGAACUCACAAAGAAGAGAAACCCCAACUGCAAGAACCAUGAGAUCGGCUGCUUUCAUCCUGCUGGCCUGCCUGCUGUUCGUAGAUGUUAAAGGCAUGUCGCAGUCUCCGAAGGGUCGAUGUUAUUGCAUGGAUGCUGGCGUGAAAUUCAUUCUUCCCAAACUGAUUGAGAAGAUAGAGGUGUAUUAUCCCAGCUCAUCCUGUGAGAACAUGGAGCUUGUCGCAACCCUGAAAGGAAGUGGAGAACAGAAGUGCUUGAAUCCAAAUUCCCGGUUUGCACAAAGAAUGCACAAAGGCAGAAGAGCUCAACUGCCGAUGGGAGUCUGUUGAGGAGUUCAUCAUGAAGCAGAAGAAGGCUUGCAUUCCCCAAUAGAACUGCCAGUUCCCUCUGAGUGGGGUCAUAGAAGCUGAAAUGUUUUGAAAUAUCUUGCAUAUGAAUGCAUUCACAUAUCUAAGGUUAUAUGAAGACGUGUCAUAGUUGUAUUAUUUAAAUUUGUUUCCUAAUUUAUUAAAUGUAUAACUACUUUAUAAAGGUGCAAUAAACAUUGUUUUUCAUUUUGUUUUUGAUGUCUUUUUGUUGUCUUUUAUGACAGUCUAUAAAAGCUGUUUUGCUGUUAUGUCCUAAUAAUGGAAAUCUUGUAAAUUUAACCUGUCACGGAAGUAAUCCUACAUUGCAUUGUCUACUAAUGUUUGGUAACAGGUUUUGGUAUAUUUGAGGCACUGAUUUUGUUGUAAAUAAAAUGUGUUCUCCUAUGUUUAUUUCAAAGUAUGUUUUCAUUCUGAAUUGGAUUUGAAAAUAAUAAAAAAAGUAAUUCAAAUAAAA
This is a messenger RNA of Anguilla rostrata (American eel), 839 nucleotides long. Its product is annotated as C-X-C motif chemokine 11-6-like. The record is from RefSeq and is a predicted model, not a curated record. The transcript has 4 exons. Bases 56 to 346 code for a protein of 96 amino acids. Lineage: Eukaryota; Metazoa; Chordata; Actinopteri; Anguilliformes; Anguillidae. Gene Ontology annotation, cellular component: extracellular region. Gene Ontology annotation, biological process: defense response; immune response; chemotaxis. Gene Ontology annotation, molecular function: chemokine activity.